Molecule: messenger RNA, 4010 nt
Organism: Ciona intestinalis (vase tunicate)
Lineage: Eukaryota; Metazoa; Chordata; Ascidiacea; Phlebobranchia; Cionidae
Product: MAP kinase-interacting serine/threonine-protein kinase 1
Biological process (GO): protein phosphorylation
Molecular function (GO): protein kinase activity; ATP binding
Source: RefSeq, a predicted model, not a curated record
UAGACAACGAAAGGUAGAUUUGGUGAAGGUUGGUUGUGUGCUGCUGCUGUUGGAAGCUCGGUUUAAAACGCUAAGUGCGUUUGCUAUUAAAUAUCUUGAGAACCGCGGAGUGAGACAUCUGCCAGAUCUUAUUCGAUCUAGCAAACACAGCAAGAAAGUACCGGUGCAACAGUCAGAACACCACCUUAAGCUUAACAACCUGACCGUAAAAACGUUUGGAAAUAGCUUAAGCGAGCAGCAAUCAUACACUGUGAAAAGUGCAAUACCUACCUCAUGAUUAAAGCUUGACAGUGAGAAGGCAAUAACUGGAUUACGAAGGAAAACUGUGAGUGACUCUCCCACAAUAAGAAUUAUCGCAUUUUGAGGAUCAAAACACAAAAUGCAUGUCAGUAAAGACUCCACCACAAGCCCCAGUGAACUGAGCAGUGACGAUUGUUCCAUGCAGAGCAACACAACUGACUCAGGGACUGGCUCCCUUGUUCGGCCCAGCAGAGCCACUGAGCUCCUCAUAAGUGAGGCUUUGAACAACAACAUCAACUCUGCUCUUGACAAUCAAGACGGAAGUAACGCUACAUCACGAAUCAGUGAACCCAUUGAAAUUAAUCAAAGCAAACGGUUACAAGUCGCUGCCCAAGCUGCUAGACAGCGAAGGCGAAAGAAACGCCGGACCAGAGCUGCUGACAGCUUCUGUAAUGGCACCUUUGAAGACCUGUAUUAUAUCAAUGGGGAACUGCUUGGUGAGGGAGCUUAUGCCACCGUCUGGACCUGUAUUAAUAAAUACACACACAAAGAAUAUGCUGUAAAGAUCAUUGAAAAGCAUGUAGCAGGACACAGUCGCAUGAAAGUUUUUAAGGAGGUUGAAUUACUUCACCAGUGUGCAGGUCGACCAAACAUCCUACAACUCAUUGAGUAUUUUGAAACCAAUGAAAAAUUCUACCUCGUUUUUGAAAAGAUGUAUGGAGGCACACUCCUACACCGAAUCGAACGAUGCGAGCACUUUGAUGAGUGUGAAGCGGCGCGUGUCGUCCGUGAUAUAGCCACUGCACUCGCAUUUCUCCAUGACAAGGGAAUCGCGCAUCGUGACCUCAAGCCUGCCAACAUCUUAUGCGAAACUGCCGACAAGGUUUCGCCGGUUAAAAUUUGCGACUUCGACCUUGCAUCUGGUUGCCGCAGCAGCAUGAUGGAACCUAUCAAGACCCCAGAACUUUCUUCACCAGUCGGUAGUGCCGAGUAUAUGGCGCCUGAAGUGGUGGAUACCUUUGUUUUUGAGGAGUCUCUUUCCUAUGAUAAGCGCUGCGACAUUUGGAGCCUCGGUGUGAUCACAUACAUCAUGUUGAGUGGUCACCCGCCAUUUGUUGGUGCAUGUAGUGAAGACUGUGGUUGGGACGUUGGCGAAGCUUGCCAGACUUGCCAGGAUAUGUUAUUCGCAAGCAUCAAAAGCGGCGAAUACAGCUUCCCUGAAGAGCAAUGGAGCGGCAUAUCCAACGACGCAAAAGACCUAAUUUCGCAUUUAAUAGUCCGGGAUCGAUCAAUGCGUUACAACGCUCACCAAAUACUGGAACACCCUUGGAUCAAAGGCACAGCUUCAGAGACGCCUCUGUCCACCCCUCAGUUGCUGUCCAGACGUGACUCUUCAACGCACGACCUGACGCAAUUUGCGGCGCAUGCGGUCGCAUACGAACGUAAGCUCGCCUGCAACGACACAAGCACAAUAACUCAGGGAAUCAGCAACGUUCGCCUUUCAACUCCUGGUACUUCAGCGUUGGCACAAAGGCGACGUGGUGAAGCAGUGUCGUCCGUGUCGGAGUCGGAAGAGGUACAAGAAGGCGAGUUGAGCAGCGACCAUAGCUCGCCGCCUACGGAGGAGCCGAUAGCCCAGCGUUCGUGUGCCGUAGUGGCACGAAUGGUGAACAUGCAUGGCACUGCAAAGGCCACGUUGGGGUUCGGUUUGAAGACCAUUCAAGGCACGUAGGUCUCUCGACGCCAUAACUGGCAAUCAUCACUGUGUAAAAGAUCCACAUGCGUGUUUUGAUCUCCUGUUACGUUUCAGCCAUUCUUUAGUUCGACCGCCGCGUUGAUAGAAACGCGUGGUGCGACUUUUCUUUUCACUUCAUUUUAAAUAUACCGUCAUUGCGACGAAGUUAAUUUUGCGUUCCGUCGCCACCGUAGAGCAACUUGUCACCUACGUAUUCAACCCCGUGUAAAUAAUACGCCGCAUUCUACUCCGCGCACUCUUUUAGUUCGGCGCGCUCUCAGUUCUUUGUACAAAAAUUUCUCCCGCAUUUGCACUUUGUACAUACGCGGAACUGGCACCAAAAAAAAACAGUCAAAAAUCGCCGACAUUUUACACCAGAAAUUAAUCAACGCAUGGCUAUGUUCCAGUAGCCAUAACCCACUUAAUGCUGCUUCCCCUUUUGUUUUCGCUUUCUUUAUAAUCCCGGUCGCUGCGGAAUUCGCCUAGUAAUGAUAAGUCUAGCACGGGGCAAUAGAUAGUUACCUAUUAAUAAUCUCUACGUUCGCUAAACGUGCGUAACCGCGGGUGCUACAUGCCAAAUCGUCUGGGGGUAAUUACUUUUUUAUUAUUAUUAUUAUUACAAAUAUCAUUUUUAGCUUUUCCCGUAUAUAUGAGUCUUUCCUUUAAGGUGUACCGCCGCUACUAUAUCGCUUAAGCCAGCCGCGCUAACUUUUGUACAUUAUCUCUCGCCCUCGUUGGUGCUUGUACAUGUGUACAGCGUGUUCCAGUGUUCGGAUUUUGUUUCCUUUUUGUCCUAUACCGUUUUCUUUUAAACACAUCUGCAUCGCAAAAUUUGUGACUAUUUACCCAGCUUAAUUUUUUCCGCUUCAAGAGUUUUUAAAUAUUAACAAAAAAAAUUAAACUGCUACACUGGGAACCUAAGUUUCCCUUUGCCCUGUACUCACGCAGCACUGUGUAAAGAUCAUCCUGCCUUCAUUUGAACAACUGUCCUAUAUACCAACGCACAGUUAGUGCUCCCAAUGAUUUUUGUGCUCGUAUUAAUUUGUUGCAUUCUCACUUUUCACAGAGUUUUCACAAAAAAAAUCGGAAAUUUUGUUUUAAAACAAUUUAAAAAACCUUCCGUUUUGUUUUCCCUGGCUGAAGUUGAACGUAUUCCGUACUUACGUUGUUUCACCGUUUGUUUUUUUCACUUUGCCUUGUUAAUGCCAUUACGUUGCUUUUCUGUUUUGUAUUGUGUACAAGUUCAUUCGACGCCGCGGGGCAGUGCUCACUUUUGACGACUCGCCGUCCUGACCGCUUUCUGAAAACCUCACCACCGAUUCGGAAAGAUUAAUUGGUCGGCGGUGUUUUUGGCAGGAGUCGUUAAAAUGACACAGCCUCGGAGCGUCGACUCGUCUUUUGUAUAAUACUGUACAUUGGCCUGUAAAUUGCGCUGGUUCCAAUGCGACGCGCGUUUGUUUCGCUGGUAACACCGUUCGCCUGGUGAGCUCUCAACACUCCAGUCGUCGCAAAACAACCAAAACCGUCGUCGCAACUCGGUCAUAACACGCGGAACUCCGCCGCAAAAAUUAAAUAUUACACUGUGUUAAAACCGGUUCAAGAACCCCGGGACCCGUCGAACGGAGAGCCAGACUUCUAUGCACGGUUAACACCCAGCGCCCGAAGUUAAAUCAAAACUCGCAAGUUCAAUUUUACCCCUCUCCUCAAUACGUUACCCAUAACGAAUCGGCAGAAGCCGUUUUAGCAUUCCCGUUCAGGGAGCCGAAUAGGUGGUGUGGCUUGUAAUGACGCCUGUGCCAUGAUCUGUCGCUGCACCUGCCCAGCGCUGACUCGGCUUGUUUUUAGUUAUUGACAGUAUGUGUUCAAAUCAAAAAGUUCGUUGCAAUUUGUUCGUGUGUGCGAUCGGCGAAGUGCCUCUUCAUGCGCCAUAACAUCUUUCUAUACCAUUGUUGAAUUGACACGUCACAAUGUGCGAUUGUUCUUUUUAAGUCACGACCUGUUCUAAUAAACUCAUCCCAUAACGGGCAGAACGAAA